Messenger RNA from Panthera uncia (snow leopard), 2832 nucleotides. It is a transcript of the gene HSPA4, whose product is annotated as heat shock protein family A (Hsp70) member 4. Bases 269 to 2791 code for a protein of 840 amino acids. Lineage: Eukaryota; Metazoa; Chordata; Mammalia; Carnivora; Felidae. Gene Ontology annotation, biological process: protein folding. Gene Ontology annotation, cellular component: cytosol; nucleus. The transcript has 19 exons. The record is from RefSeq and is a predicted model, not a curated record. Gene Ontology annotation, molecular function: ATP binding; ATP-dependent protein folding chaperone.
CUCUCGUCGCGACGAGAUCUUUCGAGAUCUUCUCCGCCCCCGCUACCGGCGCCCUCGUCUGCGGCCGCUGAGCCGGAGCCGGCCUGAGCAGCGCUCUCCGCUGCGGCUUCCUUCCCACAUCUAGGCGCUCGCGAGGGCACCCUCCCGUCUCCCGCGAGUCCCCAUCCCCUGGCCCACGCGGCUCGCUCUCCACGCGCCAGCCCCGCCGGGGUCCGUGUCCUGUUUCGCUGGCCGGACCUGGGCUCGAGCCCGAACUGUAGCCGGCGCCAUGUCGGUGGUGGGCAUAGACCUGGGCUUCCAGAGCUGCUACGUCGCUGUGGCCCGCGCCGGCGGCAUCGAGACGAUCGCUAACGAGUACAGCGACCGCUGCACGCCGGCUUGCAUUUCUUUUGGUCCUAAGAAUCGUUCAAUUGGAGCAGCAGCUAAAAGCCAGGUGAUCUCCAAUGCAAAGAACACAGUCCAGGGGUUUAAAAGAUUCCAUGGCCGAGCAUUCUCUGAUCCGUUUGUGGAGGCAGAAAAAUCUAACCUUGCCUAUGAUAUUGUGCAGCUGCCCACUGGAUUAACGGGGAUAAAGGUAAAAUAUAUGGAGGAAGAGCGAAAUUUUACUACAGAGCAAGUGACUGCCAUGCUUUUGUCCAAAUUGAAGGAGACAGCAGAAAGUGUUCUUAAGAAGCCUGUUGUGGACUGUGUUGUUUCGGUUCCUUGUUUCUAUACCGAUGCAGAAAGACGAUCAGUGAUGGAUGCAACACAAAUUGCUGGUCUUAAUUGCUUACGAUUAAUGAAUGAAACUACUGCAGUUGCUCUUGCAUAUGGAAUCUAUAAGCAAGAUCUUCCUGCCCUAGAAGAGAAACCAAGAAAUGUAGUUUUCGUAGACAUGGGGCAUUCUUCUUAUCAAGUUUCUGUAUGUGCAUUUAAUAGAGGGAAACUUAAAGUUCUGGCCACUGCAUUUGACACAACACUGGGAGGCAGAAAAUUUGAUGAGGUGUUAGUAAAUCACUUCUGUGAAGAAUUUGGGAAGAAAUACAAGCUAGACAUAAAAUCCAAAAUUCGUGCAUUAUUACGACUGUCUCAGGAGUGUGAGAAACUGAAGAAAUUGAUGAGUGCAAAUGCUUCAGACCUCCCUUUGAGCAUCGAAUGUUUUAUGAAUGAUGUUGAUGUAUCUGGGACUAUGAAUAGAGGCAAAUUUCUGGAGAUGUGCGAUGAUCUCUUAGCUAGAGUGGAGCCACCACUUCGUAGUGUUUUGGAACAGGCCAAGUUAAAGAAAGAAGAUAUUUAUGCAGUGGAGAUAGUUGGUGGUGCGACACGAAUCCCUGCAGUGAAAGAGAAGAUCAGCAAAUUUUUUGGAAAAGAACUUAGUACAACAUUAAAUGCUGAUGAAGCGGUCACUCGAGGCUGUGCGUUGCAGUGUGCAAUCUUAUCGCCUGCUUUCAAAGUCAGAGAAUUUUCUAUAACUGAUGUAGUACCAUAUCCAAUAUCUCUGAGAUGGAAUUCUCCAGCUGAAGAAGGGUCAAGUGACUGUGAAGUCUUUACAAAAAAUCAUGCUGCUCCUUUCUCUAAAGUACUCACCUUUUAUAGAAAGGAACCUUUCACUCUUGAGGCCUAUUAUAGCUCUCCGCAGGAUUUGCCCUAUCCAGAUCCUGCUAUAGCUCAGUUUUUAGUUCAGAAAGUCACUCCUCAGUCUGAUGGCUCCAGUUCAAAAGUGAAAGUCAAGGUGCGAGUAAAUGUCCAUGGCAUCUUCAGUGUGUCUAGUGCAUCUCUAGUGGAAGUGCUCAAGUUUGAGGAAAAUGAGGAACCAAUGGAAACAGAUCAGAAUGCAAAGGAGGAAGAGAAGAUGCAAGUGGAUCAGGAGGAACCACAUGCUGAAGAGCAGCAGCAGCACACGCCAGCAGAGAAUAAGGCAGAGUCUGAAGAAAUGGAGACCUCUCAAGCUGGAUCAAAAGACAAAAAGAUGGACCAACCACCCCAAGCCAAGAAGGCAAAAGUGAAGACCAGUACUGUGGACCUGCCCAUUGAGAAUCAGCUGUUAUGGCAGAUAGACAGAGAGAUGCUCAACUUGUACAUUGAAAAUGAGGGUAAGAUGAUCAUGCAGGAUAAACUAGAGAAAGAGAGAAAUGAUGCCAAGAACGCUGUGGAAGAGUAUGUGUACGAGAUGAGGGACAAGCUUAGCGGCGAGUAUGAGAAGUUUGUGAGUGAAGCUGAUCGUAACAGUUUUACCUUGAAAUUAGAAGAUACUGAAAACUGGUUGUAUGAGGAUGGAGAAGACCAGCCAAAGCAAGUUUAUGUUGAUAAAUUGGCAGAAUUAAAAAAUCUAGGUCACCCUAUUAAGAUGCGAUUCCAGGAAUCUGAAGAAAGACCAAAAUUAUUUGAAGAACUAGGGAAACAAAUCCAACAGUAUAUGAAAGUAAUCAGCUCUUUCAAAAACAAGGAGGACCAGUAUGACCAUUUGGAUGCUGCAGACAUGAUGAAGGUGGAGAAAAGCACAAAUGAAGCCAUGGAGUGGAUGAAUAACAAACUGAAUCUGCAGAACAAGCAGAGUCUGACCGUGGAUCCAGUUGUCAAGGCAAGAGAGAUUGAAGCUAAAAUUAAGGAGCUGAUGAGUAUCUGUAGCCCUAUAAUUUCAAAGCCCAAACCCAAAGUGGAACCUCCAAAAGAGGAGCAAAAAAAUGCAGAGCAGAAUGGACCAGUGGAUGGACAAGGAGACAGCCCAGGCCCUCAGGCUGCCGAGCAGGGUACAGACACAGCUGUGCCUUCGGAUUCAGACAAGAAGCUUCCUGAAAUGGACAUUGAUUGAUUCCAACAAUUGUUUAUAUUAAAACAGACUAUUAUAAAGCU